CCAAGGACUCUAACCUCUCUGUCUGAUGUGCAGAAAAAAACAACCAACUCUGAGACGCUACAAGUCCUCUUAGGUGUCUCAGAGGACACCCUCGUCACCUGUGUGCAGGACAGCCUGCAAGUUUCAGAAUCUCAGAGCUUCUGGUCUUGUACAAGACUGAGAUGUCAAAGGAGGACCCCCUGUACACUGUUGGAGAAAAAGGAUCAGACUUCUCUAUUGAGAGACAACAAUUUGUAGAGGGCGUUCUGGCUCAGCUUGGGGAUAUCUCCCAUUCCAGGGCCUCAUCACCAAUAGUAUAUGAGUUCCCCUGUCAAAUUGAGGACAGCAGAAGUAAGGCCACGGCUUCUUUGACCAGUCUGUUAGAUUGCAUGAAAAAACUCUCAAGUGAGGAAUUCAAGAGUGACACCACUCAAGCAGUGAGUGAGUUCCUAGUUAAAAAGUCCACCAGUAGCUUAACUAGUGCACAGCCUGCUUAUUCUGUAGCAUCUAGGUCUUGUUCCGUUCAAAACCAGAGAACCUUGUCAAAGGAUAUUUGUGCGGAUUCUGCUGCCUUUGGCAUCAUUGACACAUUUGUGGAAGACCUGCAGAGCUUGGCGCAACCUGCAGAAGUAGAGGAGAGAGAACCUGACCUCCAGGAAAAUGCACAAAAGCGAAAGAGCAGGAUCUGGUCUGCUACCACUAGUUUAUAUAAAAAUAUUAAGAAGACAUUAAAGGGCUUCACCAUUCACCGGCGGAGGUCAGACGUGCAGAGAAGAAUGUCUAGCCAUACACCCACAGAGGACUCUGGACAUCUUGUGACUGAGGAGUACCUUGGUUUGGCAAGCCAGAACUUGACGCAAGCUAGUAAGAGUGUGCCUCACUUGCCCAGUUUGAACCAGGAAGUGACUCUACACAUGGGUGUCAGCGAGAGUUCAAAACUUCUCUGGACUGAAACAGACGAGGGUCUAAUGAACAAUAGUACCAAACAGGUCAUUUCAACAAUCUUGACCUCAUGCGAGGAUCAGACAAUAAAUGCACCUUGCUUCUCCACAGUAGGAAAGAAAAUAUCUGAUAUGUCCCUUGAGGUCACCAUGUUGGUAGGUGGUGUUCUGUCUCAGCUGAAGGACAUCUCCUUGUCAAGGUCCCCAACACCAUGUGAAGACAUGUUUGAACGUCUCCAAGGUUCUACUGAGCGAACCUCUCCAGUAAGUCUAGAUUGCUGCACGGCUGCCUCCAAAGGCAUUGCAUCUUCCCACAGUCUUUCAACAAAGAGCCUCCAAAAACUCUCUAGUCAUGAGUUCCAAACCAAAGCUGAGAAAGGAGUGAGUGAGGUCCUCUCUAGAUCAUUUAACAUUGUGGAGGAAGGCACAACAGAUAAGUACCUCCAGUCUGUAUCUACAUCCACCACAUCUACUGAUAUUAUACAAACCAUGGUGAAAGACCAGCAGGAGCUCACCCAGACCACCCAAUCAUCUGACAUGGUAUCUGGAACCUCCCUGCUCACCACUGGACAGGUUUCUGAGAAAAGAAUCUGGUCUGUUGCUCGUAACAUCUACUACAGUCUGGAAAGUAAGAUUACGGAGUUUCUCAGAAAAGAUCUUCAAAGAUCAGACACAACACUUGGUUCAAUCCAAAUAUUUACAUAUCAAAGCAGUCCUGCAUCACAAAGAGCAAGUCUCGGCCAUCUUGAGGUCAACCAGAGCAGUGUUACACCUGGAGGAAACGAUGCCUGUGUGGACAUUCCGCACAAAUUACUACCUAAAACCACUGAGCUCUCAGGAUCCAUGCUGGAGGAUAUUGGCACGAUCCGUUGUAGGAGUGCUGACAGCCAAAAUACAAGAAAUACCUCUUCUUCACGCUCCUCCAUCUCUCUAACACCUACUUCAAAAUUAAGGCAGUCGAAAUGGCACUUUGCCUUACCCGGGACUCCCAUCCCCACUGAGUUUCCUGCUCAGAUUGACUUUCCCAUUGUUAGAAACACAAUCAUUGAGGACUUCUUUCACACAGAGGACUUACUUCCUGUAACCUUUGUGGACAAAGUCAGGCAAGCUGCUGGGGUGGUAGUGGACAUUAUGGUGGAAAGUGUUGAGAACACACAGGAAGAUGGACAGGGUGCUUCUCAUCUUGACGACCUCCGAUCUGCUGUUAGGAAAUUGAGAAAAAUAAUUUCCACUUGGACCAUCCACAUUUUCAGUCAUGAAUUGGUGGAUAAAGUGAUAGCCCUUCAGGACAGCCACAGCACUCCACAGGUCUUAACAUUGGAAGCAGCCAAAAGUGCUUCAGACUCCAUUCUUUCAAGGCUGAAAUGGGGAAAGGAACAAUGUGCCAUAUCCAAGGAGCUCUCCUCUCAGCUUCUCCAGAUAUUUGCUGAAGAGACAGUGAAGGGCUUCCUGAGACAGUGGUCAGAUGAGUAUGAAAACAUAAACUUUGAUGUUUCAGUCCAGAACGAUCCAAAGACUUCUACUUGCAUGGUCAUUCUUCAAAUGAUCACCAAAGCCACUGCUAAAUGUUAUUUUGAGUCCACUACCAGCGUGGCCACCAGUGACAUUGUAGAAGGCGUGUUUGAUUUGGAAAGGGAUACCAUCAGCAGUACUGGAGAGCAGGUCCUCACCUUUAACACAACGGUAUAGUACACAUACAUCUUUCAUGAAUAACACUGCUGUUGACCUUUUGUGAGAUAUAUGAUUAUUUGUGUCAUGGCAUUGCACUGCUUCUUUGCAAUUGAUAUGCUGUAGUUUAAGAUAUCGAAAAAAUUUCAGUUUGUUUUAAUGUGCCUUUUCCCACAAACCAGGGUUCCAAGAAAGUUAGUAAGAACCUCUGUCCUCAAGAGUCUCUGGAGUACCAGCCUCAGAACAUUUCCCCUACUGUGUACUUUACAGAGACGAUGACAACAUCUCAUGGCUCCUUUUCUCCAGAGGGAAUGUAUGAUAUCGCAUCGUCCUUCCCACUUGAAGAGAAGAGUCGCAGACCCUCCCUUUUCACCAGAUUGUCUAGAUCCAUCACGAAAGGCUUUCUCAGCCCAUUCAAAUCUUCAAGGAAAACCAAAUUAUUUAAUUAAAUUCCUCAUUAUAAACAACGAGAGCAUUCAUUUGUUCAGAUGAGAAUCUAAUCGUAUUGGUCACAU
Messenger RNA from Oncorhynchus kisutch (coho salmon), 3103 nucleotides. RefSeq lists its product as uncharacterized. Lineage: Eukaryota; Metazoa; Chordata; Actinopteri; Salmoniformes; Salmonidae. The record is from RefSeq and is a predicted model, not a curated record. The coding region runs from base 162 to 2609 and encodes 815 amino acids. The transcript has 2 exons.